Ilex paraguariensis (yerba mate) is the source of this 459-nucleotide messenger RNA. The record is from the annotation of a GenBank genome assembly. NCBI's taxonomy places the organism in Eukaryota, Viridiplantae, Streptophyta, Magnoliopsida, Aquifoliales, Aquifoliaceae.
AUGCAACGGCAUGAUGCUGUUAGGGCACUUGAAAUUUAUCGGAAGGCAGGAGAUCAGGCAGUGAGGUUAUCCGAGUUCUUUGAGAUCUGCAGGGAUUGUUUAGUUUCAAAGAAUUCUUCGUCUUCUAAUCUUUUUGACUUUGCCUCUUCUGCUUCUGCCUCUUCUCCUUCUUCUAACCAAGAGAUCUUCCAAAAGACUCCCACCAGCAACAUUCUUGUUAAUAAGCAACCAGCAUCGUUGCGGAGGCUAUGUGGCGAGAGGAAUAUCUUGGAGCUGACCGGUGAGGAUCACCGCCGCAUGAGGGCGGCGCUUGUAUCGUUUUUAAAGCCGGAGGUGCUGAGGCAGUAUGUUGGGAAGAUGGAUGAAGAAGUAAGAAUGCACCUCCAAAUGCACUGGCAUGACAAACAGCAGGUCAAGGUAUGUCAGUUAUUGCCAUUGGUGAGAAAAAAAAUACUAUAG